Messenger RNA from Equus quagga, 927 nucleotides. Its product is annotated as taste receptor type 2 member 41-like. Gene Ontology annotation, biological process: sensory perception of taste; detection of chemical stimulus involved in sensory perception of bitter taste; G protein-coupled receptor signaling pathway. Gene Ontology annotation, molecular function: G protein-coupled receptor activity. Gene Ontology annotation, cellular component: membrane. The record is from RefSeq and is a predicted model, not a curated record. Lineage: Eukaryota; Metazoa; Chordata; Mammalia; Perissodactyla; Equidae. Bases 1 to 927 code for a protein of 308 amino acids. The transcript has a single exon.
AUGAAGCCAGGGCUCACAGCCUUCUUUAUACUGCUUUUUGCCCUGCUCUGUGUCCUGGGAAUCCUGGCCAAUGGCUUCAUUGUGCUGGUGCUGAGCAGAGAAUGGAUGCGGAGUGGGAGGCUGCUUCCCUCUGACAUGAUCCUUAUUAGCUUGGGUGCCUCCCGCUUCUGCCUGCAGUGGGUUGGAAUGGUGAGAAACUUCUACUUCUUCCUCCAUCUGGUCGAGUACUGCAGGGGUACCGCAUGGCAGUUCUUUGGUCUACACUGGGACUUCCUGAACUCAGCCACCUUCUGGUUCGGCACCUGGCUCAGUGUCCUCUUCUGCGUGAAGAUUGCUACCUUCACCCACCCCACCUUCCUCUGGCUGAAGUGGAGGUUCCCAGGGUCAGUGCCCUGGCUCCUCCUGGGCUCUCUCCUGGUCGCUUUCAUUGUCACCCUGCUCUUCUUUUGGGGGAACUACAGUAUGUAUCAAGGAUUCUUCAUUAGAAAAUUUUCUGGAAACAUGACCUACGAGCAAUGGAGCAGGAGGCUGGAAAUUUACUAUUUCCUACCCUUGAAAUUUAUCACGUUGUCAAUUCCUUGCUCUAUUUUCCUGAUCUCAAUUGCACUGUUGAUUACUUUUCUGAGGAGACACACACGGAGAAUGUGGCAUAAUGCCCACAGCCUGCAGGACUCUAGCACCCAGGCUCUCACCAGCGCUCUGAGGUCAAUCAUCUCCUUCCUUGUUCUUUAUGUGAUGUCUUUUGUGUCACUGGUCGUCGAUGCUGCACUGUUUUUGUCCUCAGACAGUGACUGGUACUGGCCAUGGCAAAUUUUAACUUACCUGGGCACAUCUGUCCAUUCCUUUAUUCUCAUCCUCAGCAACCUCAGGCUUCGAAGGGUGUUCAGGCAGUUACUUCUGUUGGCCAGGGGCUUCUGGGUGGCCUAG